UGCCGCCUCCACCACUCUGACGUCUACUAACCCCCCUCCCACCACCACCACCACCACCACCACCACCACGCACCUCUCCCCUCCCCGCCGCCGCCGAUGGCCUCCCAUCUCCUCCUCCGCCUUCCCGCCCCUCCCCCGCUUCUCCUACACUUCCCGCAGCGGCGAGUGACCCUGCCACAGAGCCGGGUGUCCCCCACGGCGCCGCUGCUCGGGGCCCGCCUCGUCUUCUCCCCAGCCUCCGCCGUCCGUCCGGCCCGGGCGAGGGGGUCCUCGAUCGGCGGCGCGGGGGAGGACGACUCAGACGGCGAGGUGGACGGGGCCCCGCGCCUCGUCGGGGAGGACUCGGCGGCGUUCCGGCUGGGCGACCAGCGGGUGGCGUCGUGGGUCUACUUCGGCGGGAUACUCGCCGUGGUGCUGUGGGGGCUCAACGUGCUGUGGAUCGACCCGGCCACCGGGGUCGGGACCAGGUUCCUCGAGGCCGUCGCCGCCGUCUCCGACAACCACGAGGUCACUAUGCUGCUCCUUACCAUCAUUUUUGCUGUCGUCCAUAGUGGUAUGGCAAGCUUACGUGAAACUGGUGAGAAAAUAAUAGGGGAGAGAGCUUACCGUGUAAUGUUUGCUGGAAUCUCACUGCCUUUAGCAGUUAGUACUGUUGUCUACUUUAUAAAUCAUCGGUAUGAUGGCAUUCAGCUAUGGCAAGUUCAGGGUAUUUCAGGCAUCCAUGAGCUUGUUUGGCUCUCAUCUUUCAUCUCAUUCUUCUUUUUGUAUCCAUCUACUUUCAAUCUUUUAGAAGUGGCAGCUGUUGACAAGCCAAAAUUCCACAUGUGGGAAACUGGAAUAAUGCGCAUCACUAGACAUCCACAGAUGGUUGGACAGGUAAUUUGGUGCUUAGCCCACACGUUAUGGAUUGGCAAUUCAGUUGCUGUUGCGGCAUCCGUUGGAUUAAUUGGUCACCAUCUGUUUGGUGUUUGGAAUGGUGAUAGGAGGCUGGCAUCACGCUAUGGUGAAGCCUUUGAAGUUCUGAAAAAGAGAACAAGUGUUAUUCCUUUUGCUGCAGUUAUCGAUGGAAGACAGAAACUACCCAAAGAUUAUUACAGGGAGUUCAUCCGGUUACCAUAUCUCGCAAUCACUGCAUUAACUUUGGGAGCAUACUUUGUUCAUCCCUUAAUGCAGGCGUCCAGCUACCAACUCCCUUGGUGAUUGGUGUACAUAACAAUGUCCACAAAGAGAACACGAUACAGAAAUAGUGACUUUGUACUUUGAUAGACCUGAUAGCCUGGCCUUGCAUUCGUUAUUUUAAUACUGGCCUGCUCACACUUGUUGUAAAAGAAGACUAACGAAAGAGUACCAGGUUGAUGUAGAUGGGAGUAUUCAAGACAAAUGGAUUGCACGUUGCCAUGCUUCCUGAGGACAUCUCUAUACUCAUUAGUUGUGCAUCUAUACCAACUAGUGAGCGUGCACAUGCAAGGCACGUCACGGAUAGACAUAUAUAACCAUAUAGGCAGAGUAAAAGUUUUUGUUACGUAGAUCGUGCACAAAAGUCAUGUUAAGCAUUAGGAGUGCCAAUUGGUGUAGCAAAUCCCUUUUUAUUUGCCUAAUAUUUUGUGUGUUCAUUUGCCUCUUCAAUGGCAUUUUUAAUGUCAUGGACACUCCUAUGGAAGAAUCAUUAUUAUCCGUCGCUAUUUUAAAUUUAGUACAUGUACAGAUUGGCUACAUCCAAUCCAGAUAGAUAUAUUUAUGUAUGGAUUAACAUA
Molecule: messenger RNA, 1754 nt
Organism: Oryza sativa Japonica Group (Japanese rice)
Lineage: Eukaryota; Viridiplantae; Streptophyta; Magnoliopsida; Poales; Poaceae
Source: RefSeq, a predicted model, not a curated record